This is a messenger RNA of Octopus sinensis (East Asian common octopus), 696 nucleotides long. Its product is annotated as N-alpha-acetyltransferase 50-like. The transcript is spliced from 3 exons. Gene Ontology annotation, cellular component: NatA complex. NCBI's taxonomy places the organism in Eukaryota, Metazoa, Mollusca, Cephalopoda, Octopoda, Octopodidae. Gene Ontology annotation, biological process: mitotic sister chromatid cohesion. The coding region runs from base 1 to 696 and encodes 231 amino acids. The record is from RefSeq and is a predicted model, not a curated record. Gene Ontology annotation, molecular function: acyltransferase activity, transferring groups other than amino-acyl groups.
AUGUAUGUACAUUUAGAUUCUAUUGUUUCGUUAUUUCUUCACGCUAUUGUUGUUGAUAUCCGUUACACAAACUUUCUUGUCGGCAAACUUAAAAAAUUACUUCUGUCUUCGAGCAAUUUAACCGAGCCGUACGUACAGCGUACUACGACGCUUGUUGAAUGGCAUGGAUCUGCCUCUCUAAGUGCCGAGCUGCUAGCCAACCGUCUUUUCCUGGUUGACUCUUAUUCCUUUAGCUCGGUGUUGAUCAACUCAGAUGAUCAGUCUGCUUUUCCUGUAACAUAUAAUGAUAAAUUCUACAAAUAUGUCUUGGAAGUGGGUGAAUUGGCAAAACUUGCCUAUUUCAAUGACAUUGGCGUUGGCGCUGUUUCUUGCCGAGUGGAUAACUCUGCAACACAGCACAGAUUGUACAUAAUGACUUUAGAUUGCUUAUUUCUAUACGGACGGCUGGGAAUGGGCACAGUGAUGUUGAAUCAUGUUUUAAAAAUCUGUGAAGAAGAUGGAAACUUUGAUAAUGUUUUCUUACAUGUCCAACUGAACAAUGUUGGAGCAAUAAAGUUUUAUGAAAAAUUUGGAUUAGAAAUAGUUGAAGAAAAGAAGAAUUACUACAAAAGGAUUGAACCAGCAGAUGCAUACGUUCUACAAAAAACUUUUACAAAAACCAAACAGCAACAAUCUUUACGCCGCGUUGAAAAAUAA